Messenger RNA from Salvia hispanica, 2467 nucleotides. Its product is annotated as Pentatricopeptide repeat (PPR) superfamily protein. Lineage: Eukaryota; Viridiplantae; Streptophyta; Magnoliopsida; Lamiales; Lamiaceae. The record is from RefSeq and is a predicted model, not a curated record. Gene Ontology annotation, biological process: RNA modification. Gene Ontology annotation, molecular function: protein binding; RNA binding.
AUGAGAAAAAUUGCAUCUUUCCCCAAAUCCAAUUAUCUCUCCACAGUGAAAAACAAUUCAAAUUCUCACACGCAGAAGCUUCGUUUCUCAGCCAGCUCUAAUGCACAAUACAUCAAACACCAUAGCUACAUCGGCCUGCUCCACGACCCCUCGCGAAUCGCAACGCUCAACGAUGCGAAGCGCCUCCACGGACUCUCCAUCACCCUCGGAUCCUUCCCGACGCAGGAGCCUGUCUUCCUCCACAACAACCUCAUCGCGAGGUAUGCCGCACUGGGGGAUUUUUCCAUGGCACGGAAACUGUUCGACGAAAUGCCGCAGAGAAACGUCGUGAGUUAUAAUUCCAUGAUUAGUUGCUAUGUGCGGCAAGGGCUUCUGCUGGAGGCUUUUGGGAUCUUUUCUCAGAUGAGAAACCGCGGUUUUCGGCCGACGGAAUUCACGUUCGGAGGCUUGCUAUCGUGUCGUUGGAUGGAUGUGUUUGAAGGAAUGCAGCUGCAGGGAUUGAUUGAAAAGAGUGGAUUGCUUUACAUUGACGCUUUCGCUGGAACUGCGUUGCUGGGAAUGUACGCGAGGCGCGGUCGCUUGGAUGAAGCUCUUGGGAUUUUCGAAUUCAUGCCGAUAAAGAACUCAGCUUCGUGGAACACUUUGAUAUCUGUUCUUGGCCAGAUGGGAUGCGUGCAAGAUUGCAUUUUGAUGUUUUCCGAGAUGAGAAUGAGUGGAAUUCGAGUGUCUGAGUCGACUUUCGUUACUAUUCUAUCAAAUUUGCAAGAGAUGGAUGUGGAUUUAGGGGAGCAAAUGCACGGUUUAGUGGUAAAGCAUGGAUUUGAGAAUGUAGCUUCGGUUUACAAUUGCCUGAUUCAUAUGUAUGUGAAGUUCGGCUCCUCAUUCUCCGCUGAGAAAGUGUUCGAGACUGCUCCUGUAAAAGAUGUAGUCUCGUGGAACACGAUAAUUGGCGCCAUGGCAAAUGGCGAUGAGCCGACAAGAGCACUCUGUAUCUUCCAAGAAAUGAGCGCCACUGGUCUUGCUCCGAACGAUACUACACUUGUCAACGUGCUCCAGUCUUGCUCAAGACUGCGCCUUUUGUCGCGUGGAGAAUGCAUCCAUGCUGAGAUGAUCAAGAAGAGUUUCGAAUGCGAUGUGGUAUGUGGGAGUGCUUUGGUUAGUUUUUAUGCCAAGUGUGAUAAAGUGGAAGAAGCACAUUCUUGUUUUGAUGCCAUAACUCAUAAAAAUUUGGUUUCUUGGAAUUCUUUGAUGUUGGGGUACUCGAACAGGGGCUCUUCGUUUACAACGAAGAUUCUCCGAGACAUGAUCCAUUCGGGUUUUUACCCGAAUGGAACGUCUUUCUCUAUUGCUAUUAAAUCAGCAAUGAUGAGAGAGUUGCCACAGCUGCAUUCUCUUGCAAUCACAAUGGGCUACAACGACGUUGCUCAUGUGUCGAGCUCUCUUAUACACUCUUAUGCGCGAAAUGGCCUAAUAUCCGAUGCUCUGCGAUUUGCAGAGUCUGGCAAUGGUAACACAAGGCUUUCCGUUGUUCCUUCCAAUCUAAUUGCGUGGAUUUAUAACCGGACCGGGCAGUAUGAGAAAACUCAGGAGUUGUACGCUAAAGAGGAGAAUCCAGACACUGUUUCCUGGAACAUUCUGAUUGCUGCUUGCUCGCGCAAUGGCGAUUAUGCAGCAACAUUCGAGCUCUUUGAUCAAAUGCGCAGAAUCUCCCUAGUGUUCCCGGACAAUUACACCUUCGUUAGCCUCUUCAGUGUUUGCACCAGGCUCUGCAACCUUGCUCUAGGCAGCUCCCUUCACGGCCUGAUUGUGAAGGCGGAUUUCAGUCUGUGCGACACGUUCGUCUGCAACACGAUGAUUGACAUGUACGGGAAGUGUGGGAGCAUUGGGGGCUCGGUCAAGAUCUUCAACGAGAUGAAGGGGGAGAAGAAUGUUUUCUCGUGGACAGCUCUUGUCUCGGCCCUAGGGCUGCACGGGUAUGCAAACGAGGCUCUGGAGAGAUUCGGGGAGAUGGAGGAAUUGGGGAUCAAGCCGGAUAAGGUUGCUUUCUUGGCGGUGCUCUCUGCUUGUAGGCAUACGGGAUUGGUGAAGGAGGGGAUGGAUCUGUUUGAGCAAAUGCGAGUGAAGUAUGGCGUGGAACCGGACAUUGAUCACUAUCUUGUCGUUGUCGACUUGUUGACAAGAUACGGGCAUAUAAAGGACGCUGAACGGCUCAUCUUGGGAAUGCCUAUCGCGCCUAAUGCGAUGAUUUGGCGUAGUUUCCUCGAGGGCUGCAAGAGACGAAGCGCGGCCGGAGAGCUUGCUCUUGCAGCAUAAACAUUAGUUUGGGAAAUUUGGAGUGUAUAUAUAGUAGUAGGAGUAGUAUAUAUUUAUGUUCUUUAUUUACAUUACAUUUAUACUCUUUCAGCUUAUGAUGCAAACUAAUAUUUGUGGAUUAUAAUUUGGGAAGUUCAAAGUUUGAACACAUUCA